Molecule: messenger RNA, 3513 nt
Organism: Vombatus ursinus (common wombat)
Lineage: Eukaryota; Metazoa; Chordata; Mammalia; Diprotodontia; Vombatidae
Gene: GRM4
Product: glutamate metabotropic receptor 4
Exons: 10
Coding region: 335-3079 (914 amino acids)
Biological process (GO): regulation of synaptic transmission, glutamatergic; G protein-coupled glutamate receptor signaling pathway
Cellular component (GO): membrane
Molecular function (GO): adenylate cyclase inhibiting G protein-coupled glutamate receptor activity
Source: RefSeq, a predicted model, not a curated record
UCCUGUGAAACAUAGACCACCUGCUAUCUGAUAUCCCUUUGGCUCCCUGAUACUCCCUGGCAUGGAUUGUGGAAUCCUCCAGAGUCACUGAAUUUAUUUCAUCCCUGGGAUAGCAUUACUAGUGUCCAAGAGAACAAGGCAUCAUGGUCUGGCACUUUGGAUCUCAUGGGAACUCCCCAAAGCUUUACUCCUAAGCUGAUCCCUGUGAGAGCCUUGGGGACACCUGGAGCAGAAGCCCAUGCUAGUUCAGGCUACAGCACCUCACUAGGGCUUGGAGUCUCUGUCUGCUGUUCAUGGGUCUCUAGGACUUAAUUUCCCUUGCUGUCUUUUGGCGAUGACUAGGAAAAGCAGAGGCUGCUGGUGCCUACAGCGGCUGCCUCUCUUGCUGUUUCUCAGCCCAUGCUUUUUCUGGGUAGCCCCUUCCCUGGGCAAACCCAGAGGCCAGGGUCAUCCCCACAUGAACUCCAUCCGCAUCGACGGGGACAUCACUCUGGGUGGCCUAUUUCCAGUCCACGGAAGGGGCUCCGAGGGUAAAGCCUGUGGGGAGCUUAAGAAGGAGAAGGGCAUCCACCGAUUAGAGGCCAUGCUGUUUGCACUUGACCGGAUCAAUAAUGACCCUGACCUGUUGCCCAACAUCACACUGGGUGCCCGCAUCCUGGACACCUGCUCCCGGGAUACCCAUGCUCUAGAGCAGUCAUUGACUUUCGUGCAGGCGCUGAUCGAAAAGGACGGCACUGAGGUGCGCUGUGUCAAUGGAGGGCCACCCAUCAUCACCAAGCCCGAGCGCGUGGUGGGUGUUAUUGGGGCUUCGGGAAGUUCAGUCUCCAUCAUGGUGGCCAACAUCCUUCGCCUCUUCAAGAUCCCUCAGAUCAGCUACGCAUCCACAGCUCCUGACCUGAGUGACAACAGCCGUUAUGACUUCUUCUCCCGGGUGGUACCCUCGGACACAUACCAGGCUCAGGCCAUGGUGGACAUCGUCCGUGCACUCAAGUGGAACUACGUGUCCACGCUGGCCUCAGAGGGCAGCUAUGGCGAGAGCGGGGUGGAGGCCUUCAUCCAGAAGUCCCGUGAGGAUGGAGGAGUAUGUAUAGCCCAGUCAGUGAAGAUUCCCAGGGAACCGAAGCCUGGGGAAUUUGACAAAAUCAUUCGUCGCCUUCUAGAGACCUCCAACGCCAGGGCAGUCAUUAUCUUUGCCAAUGAGGAUGACAUCAGGCGAGUGUUGGAGGCAGCCAGGAAGGCCAAUCAGACAGGCCACUUCAUCUGGAUGGGCUCAGACAGCUGGGGCUCCAAGAUCUCUCCGGUGCUGCACUUGGAAGAGGUGGCUGAAGGCGCCGUCACCAUACUCCCCAAGAGAAUGUCUGUGCGAGGUUUUGACCGUUACUUCUCCAGUCGGACCCUGGACAACAAUCGGCGAAAUAUCUGGUUUGCUGAGUUCUGGGAGGACAACUUCCACUGUAAACUGAGCCGGCAUGCCCUGAAGAAGGGUAGUCACAUCAAAAAAUGCACUAAUCGAGAGCGCAUUGGGCAGGACUCCUCCUAUGAGCAGGAAGGGAAGGUGCAGUUUGUGAUCGAUGCUGUCUAUGCCAUGGGCCACGCUCUGCACGCUAUGCACCGGGACCUGUGCCCUGGCAGGGUGGGGCUCUGCCCCCGCAUGGACCCUGUGGACGGUGUGGAGCUGUUGAAGUACAUUCGCAAUGUGAAUUUCUCAGGCAUUGCUGGGACCCCAGUCACCUUCAAUGAGAAUGGAGAUGCCCCUGGUCGCUAUGACAUCUAUCAGUAUCAGAUCCGGAAUGCCACCCCUGAAUACAGAGUCAUCGGCUCCUGGACAGAUCACCUGCACCUCAAAAUGGAGCGCAUUCAUUGGCCAGGCGGGGGGCAGCAGCUCCCCAGCUCUAUCUGCAGCCUACCCUGCCAGCCCGGUGAACGUAAGAAGACAGUGAAGGGCAUCCCCUGCUGUUGGCACUGUGAGCCAUGCACAGGCUACCAGUAUCAGCAAGACCGCUACACCUGCAAGACGUGCCCCUAUAACAUGCGGCCCACGGAGAACCGCACAGGAUGUCAGCCCAUUCCCAUCAUCAAGCUGGAGUGGGGCUCCCCCUGGGCCGUGCUUCCUCUCUUCUUGGCUGUGGUGGGCAUCGCGGCCACGCUCUUUGUGGUGGUGACCUUUGUGCGCUACAACGACACGCCCAUCGUCAAAGCCUCGGGGCGUGAGCUGAGCUAUGUGCUGCUGGCUGGCAUCUUCCUUUGCUACGCUACCACUUUCCUCAUGAUUGCCGAGCCAGACCUGGGCACCUGCUCAUUGCGCCGAGUCUUCUUGGGCCUGGGUAUGAGUAUUAGCUAUGCGGCGCUGCUCACCAAGACCAACCGCAUCUACCGUAUCUUCGAGCAGGGCAAGCGGUCAGUGAGUGCUCCUCGAUUCAUCAGCCCGGCCUCACAGCUGGCCAUCACCUUCAGCCUCAUUUCUCUACAGCUGCUGGGCAUCUGUGUCUGGUUCGUGGUGGACCCCUCCCAUUCAGUGGUUGACUUCCAGGACCAGCGGACACUGGACCCUCGAUUUGCCCGGGGGGUCCUCAAAUGUGACAUCUCAGACCUGUCGCUCAUCUGCUUGCUGGGCUAUAGUAUGCUGCUCAUGGUCACCUGCACUGUCUACGCCAUCAAGACCCGUGGUGUGCCUGAAACCUUCAACGAGGCCAAGCCCAUCGGCUUCACCAUGUACACCACAUGCAUUGUCUGGCUUGCCUUUAUCCCCAUCUUCUUUGGGACCUCGCAGUCAGCUGAUAAGCUUUACAUCCAGACAACAACGCUGACGGUCUCAGUGAGCCUGAGCGCCUCCGUGUCUCUGGGGAUGUUGUACAUGCCCAAGGUCUAUAUUAUACUCUUCCACCCCGAGCAGAACGUGCCCAAGCGCAAACGAAGUCUCAAGGCCGUGGUCACUGCUGCCACCAUGUCCAACAAGUUCACACAGAAGGGGAGCUUCCGCCCCAAUGGGGAGGCCAGAUCUGAGCUCUGUGACAACCUCGAGGCCCAAGCUCUGGCAACCAAACAAACCUAUGUUACCUACACCAACCAUGCAAUUUAGCUGGAGCUCCUUGCAGCUACUGGUUUUGAGGAGAAGGAGGAGGAAGAAGAGGAGGAGAGAAUGGAAACUUUGUAGAGUCUCCUGUUCAGACAGGGCUCUGAUCUCUUGUGAUCUCCAGGCACCCCAGGAGUUUCCCUGAUUGCCUUGGGAGCUUGGGGAGGAGGCUUGGUGCUUACAAAGCAAGAACCCCAGUGCCUGGGGGGCAGCAGCAGUGCAGGCCCUAGCCAGGCCAAGGGAGCAGGAGGAGGGGGUCCUGGGGAAGCCCCCGCUUGGCUCCCCUGGGUCCAGGGUCUUUGACCAACUGUCCUUUCCUGCCCAAACCAUAGGAGGUUCUAUUCUGUUGUGUCAAAUCUAUUGGCUUCUCUUGUUCCCCUUCUGUUUCUCUCUCUCUCUCUCUCUCUCUUUCCCUCUGUCCCUCUCUCUCCUUCCUUCUC